This is a messenger RNA of Molossus molossus (Pallas's mastiff bat), 2765 nucleotides long. Its product is annotated as zinc finger protein 347-like. Gene Ontology annotation, biological process: negative regulation of transcription by RNA polymerase II. NCBI's taxonomy places the organism in Eukaryota, Metazoa, Chordata, Mammalia, Chiroptera, Molossidae. The record is from RefSeq and is a predicted model, not a curated record. Gene Ontology annotation, molecular function: DNA-binding transcription repressor activity, RNA polymerase II-specific.
GUUGUAGAACCGCGCAGGUCACGGCCCUUUUCUGCCGAGGGUCUUUCUGAGGUUUUUGCAUAAAGAUCUUCUGUUCUCUGUUAUUUCCUGAGAAAAGAGGAAGGAAAUGUGCCUCAGAAGCGUGGGUGAUGUGAGCUGAUUAAGGGGCUGUGUGAACACAUUUGGAGGCACGUUCUCUGACUGGAACAUAACGUCACCUGAGAAAACAACCCUGAGCUGGAGCAGGACCAAGACAAAAUGGCUGCUUCUCAGGGACCGUUGUCCUUUAGGGAUGUGGCCGUAUACUUCUCUCAGGAGGAGUGGGAUUGCCUGGACCCAGCUCAGCGGACAUUGUACCUGGAUGUGAUGUUGGAGAACUACAGGAACCUGGUUUCCCUGGGUGACGAUGACUUCCUUCCAGAGCUCCUCCUCCAGCCGCUGGCUAUUUUAUCUGAGGACAACCAGGCUUUUUUGCAAAAGCCAAAACUGGAAGAUGUAUUUCCUGAAAUAAUACUGGGCCCGCUGACCUUCAGGGAUGUGGCCGUAGACUUCUCUCAGGAGGAGUGGGAAUGCCUGGACCCCGCUCAGCAGACAUUGUACCUGGAUGUGAUGUUGGAGAACUACAGGAACCUAGUCUCCCUGGCUAUCUUAUCUGAGGACAACCAGUCCUUUCUGCAAAACUCAAAUCUGGAAGAUUUAUUCCCUGAAAUAAUACUGAGUGUAUAUAAUGAAGAAAGAAGUUUUCAAUGCAACGCACAUGGGAAAAAUUUUAACCAAGAGUCAAAUCCUAAUAAAUGUCAGAAAAGUCACCUUCCAGAGAACCAUUAUAAGGAUGGAAAAGUCUUUGACCAAAAGUCAAAUCCAAAUAUACAUCAGGGUAUUCAUACAGUGGAAAAGACAAACAAACGAAGUAAAUGUGACAAGUCGUUGCAGCAAUAUUCACAUCACACUGAAUGGCAGAAUAUUCAUACCAGGGAGAGAGGCUACCAAGGUCUUCACACCUUAAUUGCCAUCAGAAAAUGCAUACUGGAGAGAAACCUUUCCAAUGUGGUAAAUGUGGCAGAGCUUUUCAGUGCUCCUCAUACGUUAAUCAGCAUCAGAUCAUUCACACGGAGGAGAAACCAUACAAAUGUAAAGAAUGUGGCAAAGCCUUUAGCCAGUCUUCAAACCUUACUGCACAUCAGAGAAUUCAUACAGCAGAGAAGCCUCAUAAAUGCAAUGAAUGUGGCAAAGCCUUUGGGAGGUCUUCAAACCUUAGUCGCCAUCAGAAUUCAUAGUGGAGAGAAGCCUCAUAAAUGCAAUGAAUGUGGCAAAGCCUUUGGGAGGUCUUCACAACUUAAUCGCCAUCAGACAAUCCAUAUUGGAGAGAAGCCUCAUAAAUGCAAUGAAUGUGGCAAAGCCUUUAAGAGGUCUUCAAACCUUAAUCGCCAUAAGAAAAUUCAUACUGGAGAGAAGCCUCAUAAAUGCAAAGAAUGUGGCAAAUCCUUUGGGAGGUCUUCACACCUUAAUCUACAUCAGAAAAUUCAUACUGGAGAGAAGCCUCAUAAAUGCAAAGAAUGUGGCAAUGCCUUUCGGAGGUCUUCAAACCUUUAUCGCCAUCAGAGAAUUCAUACUGUAGAAAAACCUUACCAAUGUGGUAAAUGAGGCAAAGCUUUUAGGUGCUGCUCAGACGUUAAUCAGCAUCAGAUAAUUCACAUGUAGGGCAAACUGUACAAAGGUAAAGAAUGUGGCAAGGCCUUUAGGCAUUUCUCAAACCUUAAUGAACAUCGUGAUGUUCAUAGUGGAGAGAGGCCAUAUCAUUGUAUUGAAUGUGGCAAAGCCUUUAGGCAAUCCUUACACCUUAGUGCAACUGAGAGAAAUCAUCGUGGAGAUAAUCCUUAUGAAUGUAGAUAAUGUGACAGAGCCUUUAAUGAGUGUUCAAAUCGUUAGGGACAUUAGAAAAGUUCAUACUGGAGAUAAAUUUUACAGACGUAAGGAGUGUAGUAAAGUCUUUUACGGGCACACAAAAUAUAUACUGGAGAGAAGCCUUAGGAAUGAGUACAAUAUUGCAAAUCUUAUGAACACCAUUCAUGUCUCAUUGUUAUUUGACACAGUUCAUACUGGAGAGAGACAUAGAUGUCAGAAUGUGCUAAAGCCUCUCAUUGGCAGUGGAAUCUUACCACACAUAAGGUAAUUCAUUCUAGAGAGAAGUCUUACAAGUGUCAAAAAUGUAGCAAAGCCUUUAUCGGCCCCUCAGACGUUACUAAACACCAAAGAAUUCACUGUAAUGCACAUGUUACAAAUGUACAUAAUGUGGCAAAGCCUUUAAUCACUCUUCAUAAUUUACUCAUCAUUAGAUCAUUCCUAGUGGCGAAAUACUGUAUACAGAUUUAAGUAUUUUGGAAAAACUUUGUUUUUUCAUAUAUACCUUAGUAAUCAUCAAAUAGCUCAUUCUUGACAGGAUCCUUAUACAUGUGGAAAAUGUGGCCAAACUUUUAUAAGUGAUACCCUACAUGACAGGAGACAAAUUGUAGUGGAGAGGUCUUUCAUGUGUAAAUCAUGUGUCAAAGCUUUUAAAUGACAUUCAUGCCUUACUCUAUGUGAGAAAAUAAUAUAUACUGGGAGGAACUUUACAAAUGCUCUACCACAUCGAUGUUGCUCUCUGUCUCUUUCUUGCAAACAUUUGUGCAGCAAACAUUUGAACAUAGAACGCAAAUAUCAAUGGACAUAAAGGGAGAAUUGACCUUGUGUUAUUUGUAUUCUUUGCUUUCUGUUAUUGGAGUCAAAUAUUUGUCAAAUAUUAAGGA